AUGUCUAAUUUUGAUCAAUCUAAGGUGAAAUUUAUCCCUGAAUCAAAUGAUUUACAAAUUGUUUCAUGUGCAUGUGAUUCCGAAGUGAGAUUAGCACAACUUUCUCCUACUGGUGGUUUAGCUUGCCCUACACGUCUAUUAGUCAAACAUAAUAGAGCAUGUCAUAAAUUAUCAAUCCCAAAUGGUGAACCAAAUCUUGUUCUGUCAGCUGGUGCCGAUGGACAAGUAUUUUCCAUAGAUUUAAGAUUUCCCAAAGCUCGCAAAUUAUUAUGGUUACCAUUCUCGGAAUUUUUCUCCAUUGCAUCUAAUCCAACACGUCCAUAUGAAUUUGCAUUGUGUGGUAGAUCGGAAUCGAUUGUACGAAUAUACGAUCGGCGUAAAAUUGAUAAACGAGAUCCAAAUAGUGGACUUUUGCAUACAAUCGGCGCAGAUCAUUUACGUGGAGAUCGACGUCGUACAGAUGAGAAUGGACUGGUAGUUCAAGCAAAUCGUCGAUUAAUCAAUUCAUGUCGAAAUCGUUUACAAUCUUCUCUGACUUCUGAUUCCGACUCGGAUUCAGCAGAUUCUAAUCAUUUAUUAAAUUCCUUGUCUGUACAACUUGGUCGUCGAAUUCGUGCUGUACUGAAUGGUUUACGAGGUCGUGCUCGUGCAGCUCUAUUGAUGGGUAACAAUGAUGAAGAUAUUCUUUCAACUGAUCCUUCAUAUAAUUUUGAAGUGACAAAGUACAGUGUCACAGCUGCUGUAUAUAGUGCUCAGGGUGAUUCUCUUCUCUUGUCAUAUAAUGAUGAGAAUAUUUAUCUGUUUGAUAUUAAUCAACCGAAUAAACCAUAUUUACACAAAUACUCUGGACAUCGUAAUAUGCAAACAAUUGUUGGUGCAACAUUUUUUGGACCAAAUAGUGAAUAUAUUGUUAGUGGUAGUGAUGACGGGUAUUUCUAUUUAUGGGAUCGUGAAUCCGAAGGUAUCAUUCAAUGGCUUCAUGCAGAUAUUGACGGUGCAGUGAAUGUGAUUGAAUCACAUCCUACUCUACCGGUUCUAGCUUCAGCUGGAUUAGAUUAUGAUUUUAAAAUUUGGACACCAUUAUGUCCGUUGUUUGCUGAACAAGAUGAAACAAUGAAUCAUUUAAAAUAUGCAUCAUCAUCAAAAGUUCAUUCCGAUGUUCUUCGACUUAGACAUUCACGUUUAGCAAAAGCAUUUUUUCCAGAUACUACUACUACUACUAAUCAAGAUACUAUUAAUAAAGAUAUUGAAUCGAAAUCUAAUAAUCAAAAUUUUUUAUCAAAUAAAUCAAAUUUAAAUUUUGAUCCAUCUUUAUAUUCAUCAUCAGAUGCUACUUUGUCAUCAUCAUCAUCCUCGUCGUCGUCCUCCUCCUCCUCUUCAUCGUCAACGUCAAAUAUGAAUAAUCAUGCCACUACUGAUAAUCAUCUCGAAACAUUGAAUACUGUUCAUGAUUCAAUAACAAAUGAAUUGAACAUUGAACAUUCAUCCUCAUCACCAUUGACAACAACAACAACAAUAAGAACCAAUAAAAAUUCACCACAUGUCAAUGGUUUAUCAUCCUCAUCAUCAUCAGCAUCAAGAAAACGACGUUAUUCAAAUACACUGAAUGAUGAUAUUCAUGUACAAAAUAAUAAUAGUAAUAAUAAUAAUAAUAAUAAUAAAAAUCAUGAUGACGAUGAUGAUGUUUCAAUGCUUGAAGCAGAGAAUAAUAUUAAUACAACCACAUCUAAUAUGAAUUCACUUGAUUGUCAUUAUUUAAGUAAACAACCGAAACGAGUUUCGUUUUGUUCAUCAAAUUCACUCAGUACUACUACUAAUACUACUAGUAAUAGUAGUCAUGUUAGUAGUAGUACUACUGCUACUACAACUUUAUCUGAUCAACUAUUAUCAUUGAAUAAUGAAACGCAUAAAAAUGAUCAAAAUAUCACAUUGAAUUGUAUCAAAAUACAUAAUAAUACUGACAAUAAUAAUAAUAAAGAGAGAAUUCAACCACGUUUACCUCAACAAUAUUUACCAUUCAAUCAAAUGGAUUUACAAUUGCGUGUUGCUCAAAACUGGGUGAAUCGUGCUUGUGAAAAUAGUCAAAUUGACGGGUUAGAUGAAGCGAAUUUCCGAGUAAGUAAAUGCUUUCCCAAUUUUUUUCGCCUACAAAGAUCAACAUUUUAUACAUUGAAUCAAUUAAGUAAACAAAAAUAUUUGAAUCGUUUUUUUAGUUAUCAGUUACAAAAAUUUAAGUCAGAGAAAAAGUGA
Molecule: messenger RNA, 2250 nt
Organism: Schistosoma turkestanicum
Lineage: Eukaryota; Metazoa; Platyhelminthes; Trematoda; Strigeidida; Schistosomatidae
Source: the annotation of a GenBank genome assembly